Messenger RNA from Lolium rigidum, 1524 nucleotides. RefSeq names its product probable O-methyltransferase 2. Gene Ontology annotation, molecular function: O-methyltransferase activity; protein dimerization activity; S-adenosylmethionine-dependent methyltransferase activity. The transcript is spliced from 4 exons. The record is from RefSeq and is a predicted model, not a curated record. Bases 1 to 1524 code for a protein of 507 amino acids. Lineage: Eukaryota; Viridiplantae; Streptophyta; Magnoliopsida; Poales; Poaceae. Gene Ontology annotation, biological process: methylation.
AUGGCGCCCCAGGUUCCGACUAUCGAGGUUCCCACGGAUGCUGAGCUGCUGCAGGCACAGGCUGACCUGUGGCGACACAGCCUCUACUACCUCGCGUCCAUGGGGCUCCGCUGCGCCGUCCAGCUCGGCAUCCCGACCGCCAUCCACAACCUCGGCGGGGUCACCUCGCUGCCCGACCUGCUCACCGCCUUGUCCCUGCCCCCUAGUAAACAGCCGUUCCUCGGCCGCCUAAUGCGUGUCCUCGUCACGUCUGGUAUCUUUGCUGCCAGUAACGACUCGGGCGUGGAGAUCUUCCGCCUGAACCCUCUGUCCCAGAUCCUGGUUGAUGGCGUCGUCGCCGACGACCACCACAUCCAGACAUCCUUCGUUCUGGCCGUGACAUCGCCGCACUACACUGAGGCCGCGCUGGGGCUAGCCAACUGGUUCAAGAAAGAGGUCGUGGGGCCGGUGCCGUCGCCGUUCGAGGACGUGCACGGCGCGGCGCUCUUAGACGAGAGCACGGCGCUCCUAGACAAGGAUCUCGACGCUCUAGUCAAUGAAGCUUUGGCCGCCCACGACAACCUGGGGAUCGGCGCGAUCAUGCGAGAGUGCCAUGGCCUCUUCAACGGGCUUGAGUCUCUCACCGACUGUUGCGGCGGCGAUGGGACGACGGCGAGGGCCAUCACCAAGGCCCAUCCGCACGUCAAGUGCACCGUGCUGGACCUUCCCAAGGUGAUCGACAAAGUUCAGUCGGAUGGCGUCGUCAACUAUGUUGCUGGUGACUUGUUCCACACCGUCCCAAAGUCUCAGGCCGUGAUGCUCAAGCUUGUGCUGCAUCACUGGAGCGACGAGGAUUGCGUCAAGAUCUUGGCUCAGUGUAGGAGUGCCAUUCCUUCACGUGAGGCGGGAGGGAAGUUGAUCAUCAUAGACAUUGUGGUUGAACCUUCUCUCGGACCAAUAAUGUUUGAGGCCCAGCUUCUGAUGGACUUGGCCAUGCUUGUGUACACAAGAGGCCGUCAGCGUAACAAAAAUGACUGGCAUGAACUCUUCAUGAAAGCAGGGUUCACUGACUACAAGAUUAUCAAGAAACUAGGAGCACGAGGUGUCUUCGAAGCUUUCCCGCAGAUCAAAUGCACCGUGCUCGACCUUCCGCGCGUCAUUGACAUUGUGCCAGCCGAUGGCGUGGUUAACUAUGUUGCCGGUGACAUGUUCAAUCUCGUCCCACCUGCUCAAGCUGUGUUGGUCAAGCUUGUUCUUCACCACUGGAGUGACGAGGACUGUGUCAAGAUCCUGGCUCAGUGCAAGAAGACCGUUCCCUCCCGAGAAGAGGGAGGGAAAGUGAUCGUCAUCGACAUAGUUGUAGAUCCUUCUUCAGGAUCAACACAUGAAGCCGAGCUCCUGAUGGACGUAGCCAUGAUGGUUUUGACCAAUGGCCGACAGCGCGACGAGUCUGACUGGAGCGAGAUUUUCACCAAAGCAGGAUACAGUGGCUAUAACAUUGUACAGAAACUAGGAGCUCGCGGCGUCUUUGAGGUCUAUCCAUGA